AUGGGCAUCAGGAGACUCUAUUUUGCGUCCUGCCGACUCGAAUGGUUACAAACGGAGCCUGUUUGGCACUCUAGACAGACACCGUCCUCGUUGUUCAGCAAAGGCGGCAACCGAGAAGAUGCGGUUGACAAAGCGCAUUCGCCCAUCCCGCCACACCCCCUCGGGCUGGAUCCGUUCCGUCGGGCUGUUAAUGCCGCCUCGGCCAACCAGCCAACCGUCCGAGGCAAUAAAGGCGGUCAGGCAAGAGUCCGUUGGGAGUUCGGCCUCCAUUUGACGCCAGCUCACUCGGCCUCUCAGCCUCUCCGCCUCUUCGCCUUUCAGCGUGUCAGCCGCUCGACUCGUCUGCUCUGCUCUGCUUCGGACGCCGUCCAACAGCGAGCAGAUGACCCAACGCAUUUGCAAUCGGCCCCAAGGCCAAGAUUGCAGCCAGCUUGCCCCUCUCGAGCACCAACCAAUGCGUCAACUACACCUCAGCCCCUUUCAGCCCAUCCUCAUUCUCCAUCUCCUUCCGCUUCCGUUUCUGCUUCUUAUCCUUCUUCUCAUCCUCCUCCUCCUUCUUCUUCUUCUUUUCCUUCUUUUGCUAUCCAUUUUUUACUUCUUUUACUUUUCUAUUCUAUUCGUUCUUUCCUCUUUUUCUCAUUCUUCUCCUUUUCUUCUUCUAUUUAUGUUCUUUUUCUUCUUUUGCUUUUCUUCUUAUCUUCCUGA
Messenger RNA from Protopolystoma xenopodis, 705 nucleotides. Lineage: Eukaryota; Metazoa; Platyhelminthes; Monogenea; Polystomatidea; Polystomatidae. The record is from the annotation of a GenBank genome assembly.